Mesorhabditis belari is the source of this 1410-nucleotide messenger RNA. Lineage: Eukaryota; Metazoa; Nematoda; Chromadorea; Rhabditida; Rhabditidae. The record is from the annotation of a GenBank genome assembly.
AUGCCAAACGGAAAGGACCGCGAUAAAGAGAAGACGAAAGAAGUCAAGGAGCCGAAGGACAGCAAGGACGUGAAGAAAGUCAACGACGAUGAACUCGAAAGACAAAUUUACUAUCAUGGAAUGAGACCGCGCAAGGAAGUCACCACCUUGCUCAAACAAAGCGGAAGCUGGUUGGUGAGGAUGACCGAUAAGGAUGGGACACUCAUGCUUGUGCUUAGCUACCACGAUCCGGUGAAAGGAAUCAGACACCUCACACUUGAAAGUGCAAACAAACGAUGGAGUCUCAAUGCCCUCAGAAAGAACAAGAAAAAGAAAUGCAAGGACUUCGCUAGUGUCGUCGAGCUGAUUGAAUUCUAUAAAAACGACAAGACGGAAUUACAACUUGGAACCCCCGUUGACCGACCCCAAUGGAUGAUUAAACACGAUCAACUUUCUUUUGAUCGAACCAAGGAUCUUCUUGGAACAGGAAAUUUUGCCAAUGUCUACAAGGGAAUCUACAAAAUUGAUGAUAAAAUGGAAAAAAUUGUCGCUAUUAAAGAGAGCAUUACAAGAGAAGCGUAUACCGUGGAACAACUCAAGAAAGAGCGUGAAUCGAUGUUGAAAGAAGCGGAGACGCAAGUCUACUACGUGCACGAGAAUGUCGUCAGGUUCUUUGGAGUGGCCGCUGAUUACCCGCCAAUUCAAGUCGUGAUGGAGUUGUGCCCGGGACGAGAUCUAAUGACGCAUCUACAGAGGGAGAAGGAUAACAUCUCUGUGGCUGAGCGAAUCGUCUACAUUCGGGAUGCAGCAAGGGGAAUGGUCUAUCUGCACGACGAGAAGAACUUGUUGCAUCGGGAUAUCGCGGCUCGGAAUUGCCUCAUCGCCGCCAACGGAUACAUCAAGAUCUCGGACUUUGGCCUUUCCCUUCUUUGUGAGAAAAAGGAAUCAAUCGACAUCGACGAGCCGGGCAAUCAUCAGCUUCCAGUUCGUCACAUGGCACCCGAAACGCUGAAGAAGCCGGCCAUUUACUCGAAGAAGUCGGAUGUCUGGGCGUUUGGAAUGCUGAUCUACGAAGUAUUCAACAACGGAGUGAAGCCAUGGCCUGAGGAUCAGCCGAGGAAAAUUGCGACAAAGAUUAGGCGCUGUGAAAUGUGUCCGUUGCCAGAGAAUAUGCCCCAAGACAUCAAGAAGCUCGUUAAGGAGGAUAUUUGGCAAACAAAGGCUGAAGCCCGCCCGAGCAUCAAAGAUACCUUGAUGAGGGUAGAGCGACAGUACCGACUCAUCGGAAAACCUGAAAAGCCAGUGAUCCAAAGGGAGGCCAGCCUUUCGAGAUCCAAAUCAAUGUCGAUCAGCAACGACGAGUAUACACAAAACGAUGAGGUUACUGUUACUGAGGAGGUCAAGAAAACGAGUGAGAACACCAAAAGGAAU